Molecule: messenger RNA, 1134 nt
Organism: Kwoniella botswanensis
Lineage: Eukaryota; Fungi; Basidiomycota; Tremellomycetes; Tremellales; Cryptococcaceae
Exons: 13
Coding region: 1-1134 (377 amino acids)
Biological process (GO): zinc ion transmembrane transport; intracellular zinc ion homeostasis
Cellular component (GO): membrane
Molecular function (GO): zinc ion transmembrane transporter activity
Source: RefSeq, a predicted model, not a curated record
AUGUCUAUAGACGAGGCGCAGAAAGCGCUCAAUGCCAGAGUACGGAAGUUAUCAGUGGUGUUGGGAAUCAGUAUAGCUUUUUUCAUAGUGGAGAUUUCGAUUGGAUUCAAGACGGGUGCUCUGGCUCUUAUUGCUGAUGCAUUCCACUAUUUGAAUGACAUCGUCUCCUAUGUAAUCGCAUUAGUAGCAACUCUGUUGAGUCGGAAAGGCUCAGGUCCAAUAGGUUAUACCUUCGCCUACAGACGAGCCGAAAUUGUAGGAGCCUUCUUCAAUGCGAGCUUCCUAAUUGCCUUGGCACUAUCGAUAUUCCUGCAAUCGAUCGAGAGGUUCAUCAAUGUGGAGGAAGUCGAUCAUCCAUUAUGGGUCAUGAUUGUUGGUUGUUGUGGAUUGGCAUUGAACGUAGUUAGUAUACUGGUCGUUCAUGAACACUCGCAUGAUCAUCAGAAAUCUUCUUUCCCUGACGAGCCGUUAGAUCUCGAAUUGUCAAGGAUAAAAGCUGCUGCUGCCUCUCCAAGUUUGAGAGGUUCAGCUGCACCUCUGAAUGUGGAUCAUUCUCAACAUCAUCAUGCUCAACAGAAUGACGAGGAAAAGAAAGGAACGACCAGGAAUCUAGGUCUGUUAGGUGUUCUAGUUCACCUUCUUGGAGACGCCAUCAACAAUAUCGGAGUGAUUAUUGCGGCUGCUGUCAUGUGGAAGACCUCUUCACCUCAUCGAUUCUACGCUGAUCCGGCUGUAUCAUUGAUUAUCUCGCUGUUGAUCUUCCUUGGUGCUAUUCCACUGGCGAAAAGAUCGUCUAGGGUUUUAUUGGAAGCUGCUCCGAAGAAUAUCAAUCCUGAGCUUGUGAAAGAGGAUCUGAUGACUAUCCCUGGUGUGAUAUCAAUACACGAACUUCAUCUUUGGCAUUUAACAGAAAGCGACGUACUAGCCUCUUUUCACGUUCAUGUCAAUGUUCACGAUAUCAAAGGAUGGCUACCUAUAGAGAAAGAGUUGAGAUCAUGUUUUGCCGCUCAGGGUGUCACCCAUGUGACUAUCUCACCUGAGUUUGAUACCGUGGUGGAUAACACUGAAAUAGGAGGUAGUAGGAGGGGUGAUGGGGAUCUUUGUGACCCAACUUGUUCGGUUGUCCCUUCGUGA